Molecule: messenger RNA, 6233 nt
Organism: Leptidea sinapis
Lineage: Eukaryota; Metazoa; Arthropoda; Insecta; Lepidoptera; Pieridae
Product: mucin-4-like
Exons: 8
Coding region: 252-4349 (1365 amino acids)
Biological process (GO): protein phosphorylation; multicellular organism development; positive regulation of kinase activity
Cellular component (GO): signaling receptor complex
Molecular function (GO): ATP binding; transmembrane receptor protein tyrosine kinase activity
Source: RefSeq, a predicted model, not a curated record
UUCGCUCGAGCGACGAACAGCGCGCGCGUGUUCAUACGAGACGAUCGAAUCAAAACAUUCCGUUAAAUCCACAAUAUUUAUUGAACCGAUGUGUGUGUGCAACUCUAAGCGUGUGCAUUCCAUACUAUGUUAGUUUCACGCAUAAUGUUUCAUUGAAUUUGCUGUAAUCAGCGAAAAUGUGACUGCUAGUUACGUGUGUCGAUCAGCGAUCGAAAAAUGGCCCUUACUGACGUUUACACAAUUAACAAGUGAUGUUUACUAAAAUGCAGGAGUUUUUAAGAAUCAUAUUAGUGUGUUAUUGCGCGUUCCUGUUAACAGUGCCUGAGGGAAGUUGUGAUGAUUCAGGAUCUGAAGUGACAGUGGAACCAGUCGCUGUGAGGAUUGAGGAGACAGCUAUCGAGAAGAAAGAUACUAAAAAUUAUCAGCUUCCAGCAUCCGUUCGGCGAGCCGCCACGACCAGCAGUUCAAACGCAACAAGAGACUCCCAGCUGCUGUCUGUCUUAGCUGCAAGACGCAGACAACUGCUUUCCGGAAGGCUUGCGGGGCAUAUCAGCACUAUUGCAUCAAUAGCUCACAAACCGCAUAAAGGCAAUACUACCUUUGCGCAGUUGGAAAUACGGGAUUCAAAUAACUCCAUUGUUAAAAGAAUAACCUUCGAGAAUUCCACGAAUGAGGCUAUAGCACCAACUUUAAGGCUUAUUACUCAAGAUGGCACGAAAGAAACACGACAAGAGAUAAAACCGCAUGAAAUUCGACACCUUUUCAUUCCUAGAAUAUAUCAAGAGAAUAAAAACAGAGCUGGAUUUUUGAACAAUCGAAGAAAAGAUUUGUUUAAUAAGACUGGUAGUGUAGAAACGUCUACGAGUAGCUCAAUUGUAUACGUGCCACCUGAUAAAGGAGAAGGACUGGAUAAAGAGGAUGAUUUGGACCCAGAAGAAGAGUUUCAAGUAGACGAGUCGAAUCACGGCCUUUAUUUACUUAAUUAUUCUGAUACCGAUAACGUAACUCAAACUCCAACACUUAAUAAAACAACACCUACUUAUGAAAUAAAAGAUAAUGUAACUAUAACUUUUGAAUUUACUACUGAAAAGGCGGAGGAUACUACAACCGAUCUAAAUAAAGAGGAAAAAACAGAAAGCAAUAUUAUUGCCAUCAGUACAGAUGCUGAGACUACUAAAUUAAUAAAAAUAAAUAAUGAAAAGGAUAGAGAUAAUCAAACUCUAUUUAUGUCUAAAGAGAUAUAUGAUCAUUUUCGGCCCUUAGAGACAGAAUUACCUGAUGAAGAUAUAGCACCUUUUAUAUAUUUUGGUCAAAAACUAGGUGGUCCUGUUUUUGGUGAUAACCUUACGAAUUCUCCGACAUUGGCAGCUUCGACAAAGGCUGUUAAUUUAAUUAUACCACCGUCUGAAAAAAAGAAAUUUAACUCUAGGUAUUCUGCAACUGAAAAGUAUAAAAACACAAGUGCUGGCGAAGAUGAAAUAAACGAGGAUAUGGACGUAUCUGUUGUCAAAAAUAUAAUUGAAAAGAACAAAAUAAGGAACACUGUCAAAGGACCAGCUCCAGCUCGCCAUGUUGGCUUAGUAAAUGCAUAUCGUAAACAUCCAAGUUCAACGCAGUCCACCGCAAAACCACCAAAUGUUGCGCAACUUAAUGUGACUGAACCAAUGAUACAAAAUGUAGCCCUAGGCCUUACUACUAAUAAAACGAAAGAUUUUAUCAUUACAAAUAAUGGAACAGGUCAACAGCUUGAACAUUUUAAUCACUCAGCAACUACUAAAGAGUCAGUAUUAAAUAAAACAUCUACUACACCUCCAAAAAAUCUCACAAGAAAUUAUUUCAAUUUACGAAGACGACCGUCCAAAAUAACAACUCUUGUGAGCACUGAAAGCUCCUUAAGCAGUAGUAAUCCUGCAACAGAAAAUUCUUCUACAUCUGUAUACACAGCAGUGGUAACAUCUGUUUCAAUAACAUCAUCAAUUAUAAAAGGUAACAAUAGAACUGAUAUACCAGCAAAUGAGUUCGAUUCUAAUAGUACCACUGCAGAUAUUUUGAACGAUAAGCCUAAUGUUACUGAACCAAUGAUCAUCGUUGUUGUUAAUGAAACAGAAACUACUACUUCAUCAUCAAUUUCAUUAUCAAGUUAUAAGCCACAUAGGCAUAGAAUUAGAAUAAGAACUACAACCACCGAAAAUCCAUUUCAACCUUUCACUAGCAAUGCACCCACAUUGUUUACUUAUAAGCCAUUGGAACCUACAUUGGCAAAUGGAAAAUUAUUCGAAACAAAAAUUGAAUCUACAACCUUUAAAAUUUCUGAAAAAUUGGCGAACCUUUAUCGACAAAUUGAUAACGAAAACUCUACAAAUGGAAUGACGAUCCGACCGAAAAAUAUAUUAAAGCGUCGGAGGCCCACAACAACAACCUCUACUACUACUACGACAACAUCUUCAACAUCAACAACAACAGCCACAUCAACAUUAUCGACAACAACAACAAUCAAACCAAUUAUAGAUGUAAUUAAACAAACAACAGAAGUGCCUUUUUCAUCAAAACUAACAUCAUCAUCAACUCAAAAAACCACAACAGAAAAUACUUCUUUAAGAACUCUAAUAGUAACCUCUAAAUCAUCAUCUCAAUCUAGCUCCAAGCCUCUAAUAUUCUCCACUAGUAAACCAAACAAUAAUACAACUACGCUAAAUUCGACACUGUCAAACAACGAUAGAAGCGAAGUCAGUAAUGAAGAAGUUGUGAUUGAGGCAGAGAAAACCUAUACAGCAUCGUACGUUUUGGCAGGACUGGGUAUUCUGCCGGUUUUGGCUGUUGUUGCAUUUUUCCUAAGAAAUAUCCUUAGAAAGAAUACUAAAGGAAUUGAUGCUGAGUACGAGGGCUAUUUCGACGACGGAGGCGAAAUCAAAAAGGAGUCUCCAAUAACACCUGUAGCGCGACCACCACUACCAACUCCGAUUAAACCAGAUAAGAAAUGGGAAUUCCCAAGAAAUAAGUUACGAUUACAGACUUUGUUAGGACAGGGUAAUUUUGGUCAGGUCUGGAAAGCAGAAGCAGACGAUCUAAAUGGACAUGACGGACUGACUCGGCUAGUAGCUGUGAAGACUAUCAAGGAGUCAGCGUCACAGAAGGAGAAGCAGGAACUUCUACACGAGAUAUGCAUCAUGCAGAAGAUAGGGACUCAUCCCAAUGUUGUCACGCUUCUUGCUUGUUGUACAGAACAAGAACCCUAUCUUCUGAUAAUGGAGUACGUGAUGUGCGGCAAACUGCUAACAUACCUUCGUGAGCGCCGUUCUAGGCCAGAUCGCUUCAGUGGCAGCGGCGCGCUGACGUCUCGAGACCUCACGGUCUUUGCUUAUUGUGUUGCAAGGGGGAUGGAUUACAUCGCUUCCAAGGGGAUUGUGCACCGCGAUCUGGCCGCACGCAACGUACUGGUCGACCACAACAAGCUGUGCAAGAUCGCGGACUUUGGCAUGUCGCGCUGCGCCGGCGCAUCUGCGCGUACGUCACGAGGAGCGCUCCCCGUACGCUGGAUGGCACCCGAGGCACUUCUCUACAACGUUUACAGCCACCACAGCGACGUUUGGGCAUUCGGAAUUCUGCUCUGGGAAAUUGUUACUCUAGGAUCAACGCCAUAUGCUGCCAUGUCUGGUCGAGAAGUGCUGACAGCAGUGACUGAGGGCUAUCGACUGGAAAGACCAACACACUGUAAGCCUCAACUCUACCGCACGAUGCAUUCCUGUUGGCAUGCAGACCCGAACCAGCGACCCUCAUUCGCCCAGCUAAAGUCCCAGCUAGCCGAUUUGUUGGACAACGAGCCGUCUGAAGGGAACUAUGUGGACUUAGACUCGUUUUACCAGGAGUCGUCGGUGUACAGCGACCCGUCGGCUAUCAUCCAUGAUGAAGAUGGACUGUCCGCGGAGUACGAUCGUGAGAGACGGGUGUUUAGAGAAUUAAAAGCGGGUCCCGCAAAAUUCGAUAACAGAGGCUUCAACCUGCGAGAUGAGGAACUCCGAAACAAAUUUGGAAUCGGAACGCCACGCAUGGGAGGCUUCGGAAUUCGUGACACGCCCUUCGACAGAAAUUUCUCCGAAGGCGACUUCAAUGAACGAAAUUUCGCCGAGAAAAAUUUUACUGAUAAUAACUUUAACGAUCCGAAUUUUAACGAACGGAAAGAUGGGAAAUUGUCGACAUCUAGUUUUCACAGAGAGAGGGAAAGAGAAAAUCCUCUAGUUAGUAGAAAUAGUUUUAAUGGCUUCCCCCGAAUUGGAGCAAGAGAAAAUCACUUUCAAAUGUCACCAGAUGGUAGAAAUAAAAGAGUACCUGAAUUCGAAUGCGACAUUUAGUAAAUGAUGGGAUAGAACCAAAGGAGUUAAAAGUUUUAAUAAUAUUUAGAAAGUCGAAGAAAACGCUAAAUAAAAAUUAAAAGUUUUGAAAAAUAUUUUUUGUAGCAACAAUUUAUUAGAGAAUUAGCUCCUUACCUUUCUACAAUAGUUAAUAGACAAUUAAUGAAUUUGCGAUUUUUCUUCAAAUUGACUGAAUUAAAAGUAAAGUUAGAUCGAUGACUUUAAAGCAAUUUAUAAUAACUCAUGACAUAGGCUAUUAAUUAAUUAUAAAUUGCGUGUAAAUUGUAAAUAUUAAUUAAUUUAUAACAGUAUUCAUGUGCAGUGAAAGUCGGGUGUAGUUGUUAGCUUAGUACUGUAAAUAUUCUAAGUGUUUUAAUAAAGUUUACACCGUGUGAUUUAUUCAUCUUUAGUUUUCUACUUAUUAGUACUUAAUAUUAUUUAAAUUUCUACCAUGCAUCGUUAAUACAAAAGCUUCGACAUCUUUAAUACCAGAAAAUUUAUUGAAGUAGGCGUUACUUUGCGGAAAUCCAUAAUUAUACAAAUGAUUGUUUUCUUUAGUGUUAAUUCCGCCAAUAUUUGUCUUUAAACAAUUCGACAAGUGUUUCGCCUCUACACGAGGCAUCCUCAGGACGUGUUGUCUCGCCAAAAUCUGGCACGAGACUCGUGGCGGAAUUAACACUAAAGAAAACUCAAAUCAUUCGUACCUUUAAUACCAAUCAAAACUCCUCUUCUUAAUUAAAUAUUUUUCAAAGUCACAAUAUUAUAUUUCAUAGAAAGUAAAAAAAAAACUAGAUUUUAAUAUGUUUUCUAGAUUAUUUUCAUUAGACAUAUUUGAUGUUAAACAAAUACUGUACGUUGUAUGCAAAAAAAAGACACCUGUUUUGUAAAACAGUGACCUAACAAUAGCGACGUCUAAAAUGGAGUUAAUGUGUUUCUAUUACAAAACAGUGUUUAGCUUAUGUUUAACUGAAACGUCGUUAAGUACAUCAUAAACUGAAGUGUUCAGGAACAAACGGAACGGAACGCAAUCUUUGUCAGCUGUCAUCUUUCUGUCAUCAUAAUAAUAUUCUAAAUCUUCUGUUCUGAAUGAAUACGAUCUAUCAAAUUCAAAUUAAAUUAUUUAUAAUAUUCAAAAUAGGAUUCGAAAUCACUUAUUGAACGUCAAAAACUACCACAAAAUAGAGUGCCUCGGACCUGAGAAGAACGGGCGCAAGAUACUUAGCGGGCUUUUUUUUUACAAAAAUUUGGAUAACAAUGUAAUAUCGUAGUAUAAAUAUUUAUAAAUAAAGAGCCUGAGAGUGUUCGUUACAUUCCCAGUCUAUGGUAUCAUUAAGAAAAUGGUUUAUGCUGUAGUGACCAAUUUCCACACAAACGCAUAAUAUUAUCAUCAUAUACAUCGCCCAAUAAACGACUUACUAACUCGACUUAACCGAGUAGAUGGCAUAACAAGUUUAUGUUUGUUUCUCGUGUUAACUAAUUAUUGUCACAGUUUCUAGCAAAUUUCUUAAUGUGCUUAUCCGUAAGAUACACCUUAAACAUUAAUAAUUGUAAUGAUUGUAAUAAGAACUUUUUUAAAACAAGUGUUCAACACAAGUUUAACUUUUUUGUAAUACCACAGAUUAUGUUUAAAUUUCAAAAAUAGUAUUGGUGCAUUUCUUAAAGUAUUUACUGCCUUUCUUAAUUAAUCUCAAAAGUUAUAUAUUAUGUAUGUUGUAGUUGUUUACAAUGUUAUUAUAACUAAAUAACUUUAUCUUAAUAAAACAAUAGAAGCAAUACAUUAUUUACGUCAGUGGGUUUGUUAUUAAAUAGCGUGGGUUUUCAAAAAGUUAAUAAUUAAAUUAUUUUGACUGUACAAGAAAAUAUCUAAGCUAAAAACCCGAACAU